CGGCUUUGUCGGACAAGGGGGCUUAUGAUUACCAACAAGGCCCUAUUUCGUACUUGUUAUACGGAUUAGUGACGUCACCUUUACACAACCGAAGCUCCAUAGUAUAACUUGUACGUUGCUGAGAAUUAGUCUAACAAGACUACAGGCUUUAGCAGACUUCUUAGCUUCGUUGAAUGAAAAGAUUCUAACUUGAUCCACUUCCCAAAAAACUUGGGUAAACAUCGCCUUCAUUCUCCUUUGACGAUCAUACAGCUAGUUGCUGUUACCUAAAGUAGCGCAAUAAAUACGAGCCGCAAGUCCCAAUUGGUUGCUGAAGGAGCCCGAGAAGCCAUGGCAUCAAGUCCGCUUAACGUAUUCAAACAGCCACUCAAGCUGUUCUCCCAGCAACCUAUGACUGGUAUCUUCCGUGACGGCUACUGUCGCACCGGCGGAGGCAUCGAUCCGGGCAAUCAUGCCGUGGCCGGUAUCGUUACUGACGAAUUCCUUGAUUUCUCCGCCUCACGCGGGAACGACCUACGCCAGGUCGGCUUGAAAGGCGGCUGCAGGUGGUGUCUGUGCACUUCCCGCUGGCUUGAGGCCUAUCAGGCAUAUCGUGGCGGUAGGGUUACGAAUCUGGGCGUUCCCCGCGUCGACUUGGACGCCACAGAAGACAGUGCGCUGGGGAUGGUCGACAUGGAUACUUUCAGGCAGUUUGCUAUCAGGCAUGAUCAGUCGAAUGUGAAUGGGAGCGGAAGCGGAAGCGGAAGCGGUGCUACGUGAGUUAACUCCCCCGCGCUGUCGGUCCUGUAUCGAUUUGCGUUAGCAGGGGGGAGUACUUGUUUGUGGCUACUUAUUGCACACAACCUGUAUGAUGAUAGCCUGUUCCGGAGCACAACUAUAUAACCUUGAUUCGAACUCUUAGGUAGAUGCGAGGUAACCAGAGGCUGAAGAUAGGUCUGAAGUCUAGCUUCGUAAUAUAUUAGAUAAAAGCACUGGACUCCAUUUCAUCUCAGUCUAGAAUAUUCUCAAUAUAGGGAAAUGUAGAAAAAUGCCUCGACAUUCCAGUUCACUUCGCUAACCUUCGCUCUACAACAGACAAGAUGUUACCGGAAUUAUUGCCGAGACGCCGUCACACUACGAAUUGCAGGUAGCCGCUCUC
This is a messenger RNA of Daldinia loculata, 1138 nucleotides long. RefSeq lists its product as uncharacterized. Lineage: Eukaryota; Fungi; Ascomycota; Sordariomycetes; Xylariales; Hypoxylaceae. The record is from RefSeq and is a predicted model, not a curated record. The coding region runs from base 331 to 759 and encodes 142 amino acids. The transcript has 3 exons.